Trichomonas vaginalis G3 is the source of this 363-nucleotide messenger RNA. RefSeq names its product P-loop containing nucleoside triphosphate hydrolases family. The transcript has a single exon. The record is from RefSeq and is a predicted model, not a curated record. Gene Ontology annotation, molecular function: hydrolase activity; DNA binding; ATP binding. NCBI's taxonomy places the organism in Eukaryota, Parabasalia, Trichomonadida, Trichomonadidae. The annotation marks the transcript as partial.
AUGUUAGAAAAAAAGUUUGCUGACAUUGACAAGAAAUUUGAGAAUGUUUUAAAUAAGAACAAGAGAAAGUUAGAAAAUGCUCAGAUAAAGCCUAUACAUGACAAGUUCUUAUUUGCUCAGAAUGGUAUAACAGGUCUAAUUGCACCACCUGGGUCGGGUAAGACUUUCACUUAUCUUAAAAUGGCUGCACAACAACAAGAACUAGAUGAGAAGAACCCAUUCUAUGAGUUAGUAGUAAUUUGUAGUACUUCUGGUCAAUUUGACCAAACCGUCAAUUCGUUCAAAGAUAUUAUAAAGAAGUCUAAGUUAGUAUGUAUAAAGGAUACUGAGUUGUUAGAUUGGAUAAAGAAGUACCAAAGAAGA